Molecule: messenger RNA, 4613 nt
Organism: Zerene cesonia (dogface butterfly)
Lineage: Eukaryota; Metazoa; Arthropoda; Insecta; Lepidoptera; Pieridae
Product: Down syndrome cell adhesion molecule-like protein Dscam2
Exons: 35
Coding region: 128-4537 (1469 amino acids)
Biological process (GO): axon guidance; cell-cell adhesion
Cellular component (GO): axon; plasma membrane
Molecular function (GO): protein binding
Source: RefSeq, a predicted model, not a curated record
GCGAGAUCUGGAAUGAGGAGGUCGUGUCGGUCGCUCCUUGAAGUUUGCGCGCGUUUCGAUUCAAAUUUCGAAUUCGAUCUGUGAAAUGUAGUUUGACUGUGGACUUGUGGAUUAUAAGAGAAUAAUCAUGGCGGACGGAAUUCUCCUUAUAUUGACAUCCAUAUCAAUAUUAAAUGCCGAUGCUCUAGCGAAUUCGGCAGGAAUUGAAAUGCAUGACAAUGCGCCUAAAACGUACAGAAGUUGCUGUAAGGAAGGUAUCGUGCAGCACGUGUUACCAACAUUAAAACAGCAUAGUACUUACAGGUCAACUGCCGAAGCCCUUAAGAGCACUUCUGAAUGGAAAACGGACUAUGAUAUAGAUACAAUGAGAGGAAUCUUCAAACGAAGCCUGACAGAUGGCAGAGUGAUGAUGACCCAGCAUUUCACAGAAAGAACACUGACACCAGGCGGUGAUAUCAGUAUGCAAUGUGCGGCAACAGCAGACCGACCCCCGCAGUUUAUUUGGCAGCGAGACGGCCUAACCGUAUCAACUAGUACUGACCCUAGAUAUUCAUUAGGACAAGUAAUGAGAGCCGAUGGUACGGUGCUGGCUCAACUAAAUAUAUCAAGGGUAAGGGUGGAAGAUGGUGGGUUAUACUCCUGUAUAGCCAAGGAAGGUGAUCAUGUGGCAGUCCACGAGAACAGACUGGAUAUAUAUGGUCCACCAUAUAUAAGAGCGCUGCCUGCAAUUAAGGUACAGAGCGGGGAAACGGUCAAUUUAAGGUGCCCUUAUUAUGGAUAUCCAAUAAGUAAAAUAGACUGGGAAUUCAAAGGUAACACAAUCAGCUCGGACAAUCUUUUCCAAAACCGUUACAAGCGCAGCCAACAUAAGAAAAAGAAAAUACGUCGAAGCGUCACCAACAUACAUGGAAUUUUGAACAUACCAGAAGUGAAUAAAGAAGAAAAUGAGGCUUCAUACACAUGCAUAGUGACUAGUCCGUCGGGUGAAAUGGCUAGACGCACAUUUGAUAUACAAGUAAUAGAGGCGCCUGUUUUAGAAGACCUUCUAUUUGGAAAUAAUCUACAAGAAGGUCAAAUUGUUAAUAUCUAUUGCAAUGUUCGUAGCGGUGAUUUGCCGAUACAUUUUGAAUGGCUCAAGGAUGGGAAACGAAUUCCAAGCAGUUUAAAGGUAGUGGAACGUAGUUCUGAACUGUUCAGCGCUUUAGUGAUAAAACGGGUUGCUUUAGAGCAUUGUGGUACAUACACGUGUGUUGCCACCAACCAUGUUGCAACAGUAAAUAAAACUACGGAACUAUAUAUAAAAGUGGCACCAAAAUGGUUAGAAGAGCCGGCUAAUUCUUCACUACUUCUGGGAAGACGAGGCGCGGUCUCUUGCAGCGCCAGUGGAUACCCUAAACCUCAAGCUCAUUGGAUGAAGAAAGAUGCUAUUUUAGGAACAUGGCAGCCAGUACUAGAAUUGGCUGGUGGUGGGAUACUGAGUCUGGCAAAUGGGACACUCGUUAUAGAUGAAGUCUCGCUAUCAGACGAAGGGUUAUACUCUUGUAAUAUUGAGAAUGGCGUCGGCACACCACUCAGCAAGACCAUUUGGAUCUCUGUGAAUAAACCGGUUCAUUUCGCUUCGCCGUCAUCUAAUGUCACCUCCCGCCUGGGUCAGUCAGCAAGCAUCGAAUGUAAUGCACUUGGCGAUCAUCCUGUGACAAUACAAUGGAUCAGGCAUGGACAUACAAUGGACUUACAUUCUCAUAGGUGGAAGCUAUCUGAAUUGAAAACAAAUUCAGGAUUGUCGAGUAAGAUCAAUAUACAGUAUGCUGAGGCUACCGAUGGAGGCUUAUACCAAUGCCGAGCCAGUAAUCCCUUUGGGGCUAGCACUUACAACAUAUACGUCACUAUUUUAGAACCUCCCACUCCACCAUCGGAACUCAGAGUGGAAUCCGCUCAGUCUCGAUCAGCCACAAUAUCAUGGCGUCCCAACGACCGCGUCGCCGCAUACCAGUAUACGAUACAGUAUGCGCUUGCGCACACUGGUGAUAUACGCUGGGAACUUGGCAGUACCUUCAAUAUUUCAAGUAAGGAUAACGAAGUCCGUCAAACAUUCGACCUACAAAAUCUCCGGCCAGCCAGCGCCUACGCCGUCAGAGUGGCCACUGUCAACCAGGUUGCCGUCAGCAGAUUUACUGAACCAGUGCAUUUGACUACGCAAGAAGAACCUCCGUCAUCCCCACCACAACACAUCCGGGUCUCGCAAACCGACGAGCCUGGUGGCUUGCACGUGCUGUGGGGGGCGCCAGAUGCUCUGUCACAUAACGGUCACAUCACUGGUUAUCACAUCAAGGCAGUGCCGCAGAACCUUGGACCAAAAGAAACAGACACUAGGAUAAUAAAGGUUUCCCACCAAAAUGGAAGGCAGGAAACUACGUUAAGCGGAUUAUUAAAAAAUACAAGAUAUGCUGUUUCAAUAUCAGCAUUUAAUAGCGCUGGAUCUGGACCGUUUUCCUCACCUGUGUUCCAAGAAACUAGGGAAGGAGCUCCUGAAAGCGCGCCAUCAUCAGUAGAAUGUACAGCUAUAUCUUCGACAUCGCUGCGAGUUGGCUGGCAGCCGAUAAAUACACCACGGCAUGGGACAGAAAUCGCUGGUUAUAUCAUACUUUAUAGUACCGAAGAUACCGAUUGGCAGAAUCAAACCUCUUUACAUACGGAGCAAUAUAUUCAGAAUUUGUUAAAAUACACAAACUAUACAAUCAAAGUUGCUGGAUUUUCUAGUUAUGGUGCUGGGCCGUUUUCAUAUCCGAUAGUAUGCACUACGUUACAGGAUGUACCCAGUCCACCAGCAGAUAUAAAGGUUCUAGUGCUUUCGCCGACAUCACUGCUAAUAAGUUGGAAACCACCAGAUCGCCCAAAUGGUGAAGUUAUAUACUACACUGUUUAUGUAAAACCAGUUGGGGGCUCUGGUGAAGCAGUGAUGACCCAAAAAGUGGAAGCCAAUCGCAACACAGCUGAAGUGAAAGAUUUAAGUACAGGACGGACUUACGAAGCCUGGGUGUGCGCCUCCACUCAUGUUGGAGAAGGGCGGGCUAGCAAACGACUAACACAGACACCGACGCAUAGAGUCGUCGCGGGAGUAUCAUCAUUAGGAGGGACAGUAUCAGUGGGAGCAGGCUCGUCCCUCCUGCUACGGUGCGCGUGCGUGGGCUCGCCCGCCGCGCGCACCGUGUGGUACCACAACCACAACAUCAUCACCCACCACCCGCGCUUCACCAGGAACCACGAUGAUACCCUUCUCAUUAAUAAUAUUGACGAAUCUCUAAGUGGCAAUUAUACCUGUCUAGCAAAGAACUUGUACGGUUCAGAUUCAGUAAAAUACACAGUUAUAGUUCAACCAUUACCAGACUCUCCAAUACUCAGGGCGACGCCAUAUAAAGAUUCAAUUUUAGUUGAAUGGGAACAACCGCACUAUCCGACAAUGAAUAGAUCUUCGAUCCAGAAAAUAUCCUAUAGCUUGACAUGGAAGGAAGCGAAUGGCCCAUGGCAAGAAGCAUGGGCUCAUAAUGAGUUACCGAACUUAUCAAAUUCACAAAAGCACACAUUAUCAGGUCUUAAGUGUGGCACGAAAUAUUCUGUAAGAAUAACUGCCACCAAUAAAGUGGGUACAUCCCAACCUGCAUACAUGGAUGUGAAUACUUUGGGUAGUGUACCAAUACCGCCAUCAUCAAAUGAAUGGUUAUGGAGUAACAGUACACAUGUUUACAUUCAAUUGGCGGGCUGGGAGGACGGUGGUUGUGAUAUACGCUCUUGGGAUGUUGAAUAUCGCACUCUUGGGUCACGGUUAUGGACCAGAGCGAGGAAUACAUUGGUACAUACAAGUUGGAAUAUGCCCCUGUACCAAGCUCCCAGCUAUCGCUCCAGUUCGUUUGCGAUAUCAGAUCUGUUGCCUGGUACGUGGUACCAAGUCCGUAUAACCGCUUCGAACGAAGCAGGCAGUGUUAGCAGUAUUUAUAAUUAUGCAACCAAAAACUUGGAUGGCAGUGAAGUCGGUCCACCAUCAGAGAUGUUUGACUUGAACAUGUUUGUAAUAAUAUUCAGCUCUGUACUGUUAUUGGUAUGCCUCGUUUGCUGUGUGUAUAUCCUACUGAAGAGACAGAGAAAUGGUAACUUCACUCAAUACAGGGACUCCAUAACUAUUGAUAACAAAUCAGAAAGUGGUAAUAUUACCACUAAUAAUUCGCACGGCAACCUAGCUGCAAAAGAAAAUGCUCUGAAUGCACAAAACAGGAUUUACAGCACACCAAUACCAGUUCGAAAUAAUAGUAAACACGAAUUAUACGAAAUAAGCCCAUAUGCUCAAUUCGCGGUUGGCUUCAGAACAUUUGGACAUAUUGACAACCAAGAUCCACCCAGCAAAAUGAAACACAUCUAUGUUUUUACAGAAACUAGUUUUCAAAUGUGUUCUGAGUGUGAAGACAGUGAUACCGUAUCAAAAUAUAGCGUCUCGGGCAGUAAAUGUUCCAGAGAGACGUGUAGAACCCCACAUCAUAGGUAGCUAAGAGAGAAGACACCAAGAGUAUUGAAUAGGAAGAAAAUCUGAACCAUGUACCUACUUAUCCUGUAAAUUAAGG